This is a messenger RNA of Rhopalosiphum padi (bird cherry-oat aphid), 2338 nucleotides long. Its product is annotated as protein twisted gastrulation-like. Gene Ontology annotation, biological process: regulation of BMP signaling pathway. The record is from RefSeq and is a predicted model, not a curated record. The transcript is spliced from 6 exons. Bases 353 to 1060 code for a protein of 235 amino acids. NCBI's taxonomy places the organism in Eukaryota, Metazoa, Arthropoda, Insecta, Hemiptera, Aphididae.
UAAUAACUCGCGUGUUAGCUCAAAAUGUUUUAAUAUAUUUAGUACCUAAUACUAAUAUUGUUCUGUGCUAAUACCUAUUCUAUUAAACAAUAAUAUAGUUACUAAUUACGGUGGUUACCUACGCCGUUAGCCGUACUGUUCGUGUGUUGGUAGCAAGUGGUAGAGAGAGCGAUACCGACUGAUUAAAUGAUAACAUAAACAUUAAUAACAACAAGUAUUACGAUAGCAUAACAAUAAACAACAAUAACAACAAUAACAACGACGACGAAGAUCAUAGACCACUGACCAGUGGUAUACUAGUGUCCAAACGGUUCAUCGGUAUUCUGCGUCUGCAGGAGUCGUCCAUCGCGAGAUGAAGAACGUAUUUUUUAUCACCGUCGUCGGAUCACUGUUGGCGUUUGCAUACGUAAGUUACGCCUGCAAUGAAGCUGUGUGCGCGUCGAUCGUCUCCAAGUGCAUGAUUACACAGUCGUGCAAGUGCGACUUGGUAAAUUGUUCAUGCUGCAAAGAAUGUUUCAGUUGCCUCAAUAAUCUGUACAGUGAAUGCUGCUCGUGCGUGGACAUGUGUCCAAAACCAAAUGUUACUACUAAUGAAUUAAGCAGAAAAAGCCACGUUGAAGAUCUGUCAGACUCAGUUGUGACUUUAUUUACUGCUCUUGUUUCUGAACCAGAUCUACAACAACGAUGGGAAUCACUAACAUAUCCUAUCGAUUUGGAUAUUGAAAUGUUCAAACCGGAUUUUCAAAAAGAAUUCAAGAUGUUACAAAAAAACUCUGCUCAAGAUGUAUCUUCUAUGAAGAUUACUCUGAAUUGUUCUGUGGUAUUCAUGAGUCAAUGUUUGUCUUGGAACAAAUGUAAGGCAUCAUGUAUAUCAAUGGGUGCCAAAAGCUACCGAUGGUUCCAUGAUGGAUGUUGUGAAUGUGUUGGUGAACUCUGUUUGAAUUAUGGAUUAAACCAAAGCCGGUGUAAACACUGUCCAUUAAAAGGAGCUGUUGUACCAACAAUCAGUGAAGCUGAUUAUGGUGAUGAUGAAGAUGACGAUGAAGAAAUGAUACAAUAAAACUAUCAUAUCAAUAAAUUCCUACUCUGUACUUUUAUAAAUAUUAUAACUUAACUCCUUAGAUGAGAAAAAUUUUUCUUUCACUAAUGAAUGCUUUUAUUGGUAGUGUUAUAUUUUUGUGGAUCUGACUAUCAAAUGAUUGAUCAAUUAUCUUAUUUUGAUUUUAGUGUAAACUAAUAAAUUUAUUUUUAGUUAAUUGUAUAAUUCAUAAUAUUGAACAAUUCCAUUAUAUCCAUUAAGGUGUACACUAAUUUAUUAAUAAUCAAAAACUUAAUAAGUUUAGUAUGUCUUUUUAAUGCAUAAAACUCAAUUUUUAAUAUUUUAAAUUUAAAAAAUAUACAGAUUAGUAACUAAUUCACCACAAUUUUGUAUACAAUCUCAUUUUUUUAGUUAAUUUUUAAGUUUUUAUAAUUGUUUUGCCAUACUUAAUUUUUAUAAUAAUUUCAUAUUUUUAAGCAGACGUUUUUAUAUAUAUAUAUGCUCUUGUUCAGAUACGUAUAGAAGUAAAUUCCGCAAAAUUUUAAUGCACAACUUUGCACUCCUAAAAUUAAAAAAAAUACAAUUUAUUUUUAAAUUAUAAAAAUAAAAUUUCAAUAGGAUUAAUUAUUAUUGUGCAUUAAAAUAAUGACUCAAUUUGCUUCUAUAUCUAUUUAAAAAUAAUGUGUAAUAUUAUUAUUUCUAAGUUAUGUUGUAAAAUUGAUGAUUAUGAUUUUUUAUAUUAAUUGUUAAGUACCAUAUUAUUAUGUAAAAAAAACAAAAAUUUGUAGGGUUAAUGAUUGUUGUGCAUUAAUAUAACGGCCAAAUAUGCUUCUAUAUUUAUUUUAAAAUAAUGUGUAAUAUUAUUAUUUUUUAAGUUAUGUUGUAAAAUUAGUGAUUAUAAAUUAUAUUAAUUGUUAAGUACCAUCCUAUAAUAUGGAUGAGUUGAGGUAGUUAUUCUCAAGUAUCAGAAUAUAAUACUGUGGUGCAUAUUCUAGUUAAUUUUUAUAGAUAUAGAAUUGUAAAUGUUAAUUAUUUUGUUGGCAUGUAUGUUAUAUUCUUAUGUGCUUAUUAGUUAUUACUAUUACAGUACAAGAAAUUUCAUACAUUAAAAAACGCAUUAAAUUUAAAAUUUUAUAUUUUUUUAUUUUGUUAAUUUUAAUUAUUGUUAAAAAACUUAAGUACUUAUUCAUUUUGUAUACUCACUUAAUAUUUAUACAAUAAUCAAUGUUGGAAUUAUUAGAUAAAAUUAUUAUUUAUUGAUUUUUAAUUGAAAAUAAAGUGUCUUUCUUAACAAACAAA